AACGUCGGGUGGCCGAGUCCGAUUGAAGCCGUCCAGUGAGGGAAUUACAGCAGGAGGAAGAGCAGUCUGUCGGUGUUACUUGCACGAUUCUGUCAAAGCAUUCCCUUUAAAAUGGCGUACCACAGUCCGUACAAAGCUCCUCCUCAUAUCAACGCGCCUCCGGAUCAAGGUUUUCUGUGGAAUAUCUUUCAGAGGGUUGACAAGGACCGGAGCGGAGUGAUUUCGGACUCAGAGCUCCAGCAGGCCUUAUCGAAUGGCACAUGGACUCCUUUCAACCCAGUGACGGUGCGCUCCAUCAUAUCCAUGUUUGACAGGGAAAAUAAAGGUGGUGUGAACUUCAACGAGUUUGCCGGCGUGUGGAAGUACAUCACAGACUGGCAGAACAUCUUCAGGACCUACGACAGGGACAACUCUGGCUUCAUCGAUAAGAACGAGCUCAGACAGGCGCUGACUGGAUUCGGUGAGCAGCAAAGCUAUCGUCUAUCAGAUCAGUUCUACGGCACGCUGAUAGACAAGUUCGACCGCCAGAGGAAGGGACAGGUUGCCUUCGAUGACUUCAUCCAGUGCUGUAUUGUACUACAGAGGCUGACUGACGUGUUCAGGCGGUACGACACAGACCAGGAUGGCUGGAUCCAGGUUUCAUAUGAACAGUAUCUAUCCAUGGUCUUCAAUAUAGUAUAACGCACACGGAUCACCACAGAAGAGCACAACUGGACACAACUGUGCCAAAGCUACCGGCACCUCCCGGAUGUCUGCCAUGGUGGACACUACAAGAUUUUUUCAAAACCUAAUUCUCAGUCCCAGUUGGGCUGUUUCACACAAAUUUAUCAAAAUCAAUUGAUUAAAACCUAAAGGAACCUUUGUGUUUUUUUAAGGGUUGUAAUACCCCCCAUAUGACAGUACUUGUCUCAAGGUGCAACUACAAUGCUUGAUGUAUUUAAAAAAAAAAAUCUUGUAGUGUUUUGUCCGAUGACCAAUCUGAGCUACAUCUGUGUUGGGGUUGGGGAAUAUUAUGGACACACCCUGUCUGUCUGUCUGUCUGUCAGUCUGUCUGUUCUUGUCGACAAUGUUUUUAAUGUCUUAACUUUAAUUGACACACUUAAAAAAUAACUCAGUUGAGAGUAAAAAUGAUGCAUUGUAAAUAUGAUUUAAAAUGCGUUGCAUGCUUUUCAGGGAAAUUUAGCCCCACGUUGAAGCAUGCUUUCCCUUUCUCUUGUCUUUUCCUCAGCCCUAUUUUGCUCAAAGCCAUGUUUACAAAAACGGUGAAAGCAGAGAACGAUCUGCUUCGAGAUUCACUGACAUGCCAGCUUACAUGCCAUAUUUGUACAAACUUAUUUUUAACAGCAAAUCUUCAAAUGUUAGAACAUAUAAUUUUUGGUAGAGGGUAAGCAUAAUGCCUUUAGUAUGGCUUAUUUUUUGUGCAUGAUGCCUUAAAAUGUGUAAAAACAACACAAAAAAGAGAAAUCUUUUAUUAAAAAACUGAAAAUCUG
This is a messenger RNA of Chelmon rostratus (copperband butterflyfish), 1490 nucleotides long. RefSeq names its product programmed cell death 6 (gene pdcd6). Gene Ontology annotation, molecular function: calcium ion binding. The coding region runs from base 112 to 681 and encodes 189 amino acids. Lineage: Eukaryota; Metazoa; Chordata; Actinopteri; Chaetodontiformes; Chaetodontidae. The transcript has 6 exons. The record is from RefSeq and is a predicted model, not a curated record.